This is a messenger RNA of Phytophthora nicotianae INRA-310, 333 nucleotides long. RefSeq lists its product as hypothetical. The record is from RefSeq and is a predicted model, not a curated record. NCBI's taxonomy places the organism in Eukaryota, Oomycota, Peronosporomycetes, Peronosporales, Peronosporaceae. Bases 1 to 333 code for a protein of 110 amino acids. The transcript is spliced from 2 exons.
AUGCCGGCCGUAGUGACCGCUCGAAUUGUGAAACAAUUUAGUCGAGAGGAUUGCGAUAACGGUGUGUAUCGUGUUGAAGUCUCGAAAAGCGUGACAACGCACCAUCACAACAUCGCACAAUCACUUUAUCGACGGUACGCUGAAAACCUAAAGGUUGUUGAUCCGUCCCUGCUUGGACUGGCCAAGAAUCUUUACGAGGGCGGAUCUUCGGUGAAGCGGAUUCUACAAUUCCUUAAGACUCGCUCUGACAAAAUCAUAGUAUCGGAAGAUGUUCACAAUAUUGUUCAGACGUUCAAGCUGGAGGAAGGGAGGGUGCCCUUGAAGCUCGAGUGA